AUGGGGCGGGUGUCCGGGCUGCUCUCCUGGACGCUAAGGCGAGUCCUGUGGCUCUCCGGCCUCUUUGAGUGGGGAGGUGCCUGGCAGCCCUGGAUCAUGGAUGAAAAAGCGCUAGAGGUUUAUGAUUUGAUUCGAACUAUCCGGGACCCAGAGAAGCCCAAUACUUUCAAAGAACUGGAAGUGGUAACAGAAAGUAGUGUGGAGGUUCAGGAGAUAAAUGAAGAAGACUAUUUGGUUACUAUCAGGUUCAUGCCAAUAGUAUCUCACUGCUCUUUGCAACCCUUAUUGGUUGGAAAUCUACAUUUCUGAAGGAACCCACUCAACAGAGGAAGACAUCAACAAGCAAAUAAAUGACAAAGAGGGAGUGGCAGCUGCAAUGGAAAACCCCAACUUACGGGAAAUUGUGGAACAGUGUGUCCUU
Mirounga angustirostris (Northern elephant seal) is the source of this 421-nucleotide messenger RNA. Its product is annotated as cytosolic iron-sulfur assembly component 2A-like. NCBI's taxonomy places the organism in Eukaryota, Metazoa, Chordata, Mammalia, Carnivora, Phocidae. Bases 1 to 309 code for a protein of 102 amino acids. The record is from RefSeq and is a predicted model, not a curated record. The transcript is spliced from 3 exons.